Messenger RNA from Mucor mucedo, 396 nucleotides. Its product is annotated as 50S ribosomal protein L32. Lineage: Eukaryota; Fungi; Mucoromycota; Mucoromycetes; Mucorales; Mucoraceae. Gene Ontology annotation, biological process: translation. The transcript has 2 exons. The coding region runs from base 1 to 396 and encodes 131 amino acids. Gene Ontology annotation, molecular function: structural constituent of ribosome. Gene Ontology annotation, cellular component: cytosolic large ribosomal subunit; ribosome. The record is from RefSeq and is a predicted model, not a curated record.
AUGGUUACUCCUGCCGUGAAGCACACCAUCGUGAAGAAGCGUACCGCUACCUUCAAGCGUCAUCAAUCUAACCGUUUCAUGCGUGUUGGUGAAUCAUGGAGAAAGCCCAAGGGUAUUGAUUGUAACAUGCGUAGACGUUUCAAGGGUCAAGCUCCCAUGCCCAAGAUCGGUUACGGUUCCGCCAAGAAGACCCGUAACAUCUUGCCCAACGGUUUCCGUAAGUUCGUUGUCUCCAACGUCCGUGAACUCAACCUCUUGUUGAUGCACAACCGUUCUUAUGCCGCUGAAAUCGCCCACAACGUUUCUUCCAAGAAGCGUGUUUCUAUUCUUGAACGUGCUGCUCAACUUAACGUCAAGGUUACCAACGCCGGUGCUCGUCUCAGAUCUCAAGAGUAA